UCAUGAUAAACAUGUUUAGUUGGAACAGUUGUAAAAACAUUAAAUUUCCCCCCCCAAGAUUAAUAAUAUUGACCAUUAUUUCCUCUUUCCCACUUUGAUUUUCCUAAUAUUAUUCCAAAAAAUCUGUUGGAUUUUUAUUAACUUCACAUUCACACACAGGAGGGUUAAUUUAAGAUUAUAGCCAUCUUUAACAUCUGCGCUCGAGCUGCAUUUUUGGGCAAAAAAUAUAAAAUCUCGAAAUCAAGAAGCCCAUCUUGUGCACACUAUUCAAAAUGGGAACACAACUAAUCAACCAUCAAGUCAAAGAAGAGACCGUUGACUUUCCGUCAAUUCCACCCGGUUUCGAGUCUUUUACAGCCUUUAGAAUAAAUGAUAACAGCAUCACAUCAACUUCUUCGGUCACAACAAGUGGUCUUGCACCACAGACAGCCAAACCGGAACUCGUACAUAUGUACGGUCAGGAUCAAACGAUAAGGAGGUCUAGGAGGCGUCGAUCGGAAAUAACCCACAACCGAUUUGAUUGCAGUUCGGGAGACGAGUGUGAUUCUGAUCCAUUUGAUCAUAUUGAUCAAAUUUUAGGUUCUCGGAUCCCAACCGGGGUUAUCCGUGGGUGUGAUAAGUGCACCAACUGUCAAAAGGUCACUGCAAAAUGGCGUCCAGAAGAAGCUCGGGUCCCAAUUCUUUCCGAGGCUCCUGCAUUUUACCCAACUGAAGAGGAGUUUGAGGAUACUUUAAAAUACAUUGCAAGCAUACGCAAUGAAGCGGAAUCAUAUGGCAUAUGUCGGAUCAUUCCACCGUCAUCAUGGAAACCUCCAUGCCCUCUUAAACAAAAAAACAUAUGGGAAAAUUCAACAUUCGCUACAAGAAUUCAAAGGGUUGAUAAACUUCAAAAUAGGGAUUCAAUGAGAAAAAUGUUUAGACCAAAUUACCACAAAAAGAAAAAAGCUCGAAGAGGGACGAAAGCAGGGUUUGACCAUGUGACCCACGGGUCAAAUGCGGUCGAGCCGGUGGCUCACGAAGCUGAUUUUGGGUUCGAGACUGGUCCGCAGUUCACUCUUGAUGAGUUCAAGAAAUAUGCGGAUGACUUUAAAAGGCAAUAUUUUAGAAUAAACGAUGGGAAACCCGGUAUCCAAGAUUCAUGGGAACCGUUAGUAGAAAACAUCGAGGGUGAAUAUUGGCGAAUGGUAGAGAAUCCUACCGAAGAAAUUGAGGUGCUUUAUGGUGCGGACUUGGAAACCUGCACGUUUGGUAGCGGGUUUCCCAUUGUCUCUUGUCAAGUUUUGGGGUCGGAUGAAAAAUAUGUUAAAUCUGGUUGGAAUUUGAAUAACUUCCCAAAGCUUCAGCGGUCAUUACUCAAAUAUGAAAGUAGUGAUAUAUCCGGUGUUUUGGUUCCUUGGUUGUAUAUCGGAAUGUGCUUCUCGUCUUUUUGUUGGCAUGUUGAAGAUCAUCACAUGUAUUCAAUAAAUUAUUUGCAUUGGGGCGCCCCAAAAAUGUGGUACGGUGUAGCAGGAAAAGAUGCCGUUAAGCUAGAAGCCGCUAUGAGAAAGCAUUUACCGAAUCUUUUUGCAGAGCAGCCCGAUCUGCUUCAUAAGUUGGUCACACAACUUUCACCAUCGAUACUAAAAUCCGAGGGCGUUCCUAUUUACCGUUGCAUUCAAAACCCAGGUGAAUUUGUGUUGACUUUUCCUCGGUCAUAUCAUGCGGGGUUCAAUUGCGGGUUCAAUUGUGCGGAGGCUGUCAAUGUGGCACCGGUUGAUUGGUUGCCGCAUGGACAUACUGCAAUCGAGCUGUAUCGUGAGCAGGCCCGUAAAACGUCAAUUUCUCAUGAUAAACUUUUACUUGGGGCUGCAAGAGAUGCUGUAAAAGCUCAGUGGGAAAUUAAUUUACUUCGAAAAAAUACACCCGAUAACUUAAAAUGGAAAGACGUUUGUGGGAAAGAAGGGAUAUUAUCGAAAGCACUCAAGGAGCGUGUGGAGAUGGAGCGUGUGAGACGGGAUUUUCUUUGUAAAAGUUCUCAAUCUUUAAAAAUGGACGCUAAUUUCGACUCCGUAAACGAGAGAGAAUGCAGCGUUUGCUAUUUUGACCUGCAUUUAUCAGCUGCCGGUUGUCACAAUUGUUCGCCUGAAAAAUAUUCUUGCAUGAGUCAUGCAAACCAGUUUUGCUCGUGUUCAUCGGGGUCAAAGUAUUUUUUAUUUCGUUACGAUAUGAGCGAUUUAGAAAUCUUGGUUGAAGCUUUAGAAGGAAAAUUAAGUGCAAUAUACAGAUGGGCUAAAAAAGAUCUCGGGCUCUAUUUAACUGAUCAUUUAAAUAAAGAUAGCCCACGUUCUACGGGAUCGCCAGCCGAAGAGCGAAAAGAUUUCGUGAAGGAAGGUUCGGAAAAUAAUCGAUUGUUUGUGGGAAAUAGUGAUGUUAUUGUUCUUAGUGAUGAUGAGGCUGGUGAUGAGGACAAAAAGGUAAGUCCUUGUGGAAUUAAUACACCAGCGUUUCUUGCUUGUGGGCCUCACCAAGAAAUACGAGAUUGUGCAAGUGUCAAAGAGAAGUACAAUGUUGAACUUUUGGAAUUUGGAGUUGUGCAACCGGGAAAGUUAUGGUGUGACAAUCGGGCCAUUUAUCCUAAAGGAUUCAGAAGCAGGGUUAAAUACUUGGAUAUAUUCGAUCCCAAUAAUAUUUGCUACUACAUUUCACAAAUCUUGGAUGCUGGAUUGGGUAGACCUUUAUUUAUGGUUUCACCGGAGAAGUAUCCAAGUGAAGUAUUUAUCUAUUUUUCACCUGUAAAAUGUUGGGAAAUGGUGCGCGAAAGAAUUAAUCAUGAAAUCUCGGAACAACAUAAAUUAGGAAAAGCUAAUCUUCCGGUUUUACCACCUCCUGGGAGUCUUGAUGGAAUGGAAAUGUUCGGUUUUUCGUCACCUUUUAUCUUGCAGGGUAUCCAGUCGAUUGAUAGGAACCGUGUGUGUGAAGAAUACUGGAAAUCACACAAGUUCUAGGCUGAAUCAUGAGGAUUUACAUGGAAAUUGUGGGUAAAUAUUAGUGGUCAAAAGUCCAUAUCAACUCAAAGUAGGAAAUUAACAUGGUUUUUUUUUUUCCUGAGUUUGUACAUAUUUCAGUCUUGUGUAGUUACAGUUAACCAACUGGUUUUCAAAUUAGGUUUUUUGGAGGGUUAAUAUAGAGACUUGGAUUCUCAAGUGAGUCCUUGUUUGUUUGUUUUUUCAUA
Molecule: messenger RNA, 3211 nt
Organism: Helianthus annuus (common sunflower)
Lineage: Eukaryota; Viridiplantae; Streptophyta; Magnoliopsida; Asterales; Asteraceae
Product: putative lysine-specific demethylase JMJ16
Exons: 13
Coding region: 273-2984 (903 amino acids)
Biological process (GO): chromatin remodeling
Cellular component (GO): nucleus
Molecular function (GO): histone H3K4me/H3K4me2/H3K4me3 demethylase activity
Source: RefSeq, a predicted model, not a curated record